UAUAUGCUUCUCCUCCCAAUCCCCCUUUCCAAGAGAGAGAAAAAAAGUCUAGCUUUAGAGAGAGAAUUUCAGGAAGAGAGAAACCAUGGCUAUGGCUUUCAAGAUGGCCACCGAGGGCAUGAGUGUCAGAGAGGAAUGCUGCAAAUCAUUCAUGGAGAUGAAGUGGAAGAGGGUGCACCGUUACAUCGUCUUUAAGAUUGAUGAGAGCACGAAGGCUAUCAUGGUCGACAAACUCGGCGGAGCCGCCGAGUGCUACGAUGAUCUCGCCGCCUCUCUCCCCGCCGAUGAUUGUCGCUACGCUGUCUUCGACUUCGACUACGUCUCCGCCGACAAUUGCCAGAAGAGCAGAAUGUUUUUCAUUGCAUGGUCUCCAGCAGCAUCAAGGAUUAGGGCUAAAAUACUGUAUGCAACAUCAAAGCAAGGAUUGAGGAGACUGCUUGAUGGGGUCCACUAUGAAGUUCAAGCCACUGAUCCUACUGAGAUGGGAUUUGAUGUCAUUAAGCAAAGAGCUUGCUGAUGUUAAGCCCAAAUUAAUUAAGGCAAAAAACCUGUUUUAUGUUAAUAAACCAUGAUUAGCUAUCCUAAUGACCAUCUUAAGAACAGCUUGUGAUGUUAAGGCUACUGUGUUUAGUAAUUAAUAGUAGUUUGUCUCUCAAGUAGAAGGGAAGAAAGUGGAGAGGAGCUGAUUAGACUUUCGGCCGCUCUAUUUCUUUUUUAU
Phalaenopsis equestris is the source of this 718-nucleotide messenger RNA. Its product is annotated as actin-depolymerizing factor 5-like. Gene Ontology annotation, molecular function: actin filament binding. The record is from RefSeq and is a predicted model, not a curated record. Bases 86 to 517 code for a protein of 143 amino acids. The transcript is spliced from 3 exons. Lineage: Eukaryota; Viridiplantae; Streptophyta; Magnoliopsida; Asparagales; Orchidaceae. Gene Ontology annotation, cellular component: actin cytoskeleton; cytoplasm. Gene Ontology annotation, biological process: actin filament bundle assembly; actin filament depolymerization.